AUGCUCGCGACGGUCCAAAACCUCGAGGGCGUUACGCUCAUCGGCGCGAACUUCAUGAUGUUGCUGAACCCCUCGUGGAACCCGGCGCAGGACGAGCAGGCCGCCAUGCGCAUCCACCGCAUCGGCCAGUCGCGGGCGUGCACGGUCAUCCGCCUCGUGGGCCGGGGCACGAUCGAGGAGACGAUCGUCGGGCGCCAGGCCGAGAAGGACGGCCUCUGCGCGAUCCUCACCCAGGGC
Aureococcus anophagefferens is the source of this 237-nucleotide messenger RNA. RefSeq lists its product as hypothetical. The transcript has a single exon. NCBI's taxonomy places the organism in Eukaryota, Pelagophyceae, Pelagomonadales, Pelagomonadaceae. The record is from RefSeq and is a predicted model, not a curated record. The annotation marks the transcript as partial.